Molecule: messenger RNA, 1507 nt
Organism: Manihot esculenta (cassava)
Lineage: Eukaryota; Viridiplantae; Streptophyta; Magnoliopsida; Malpighiales; Euphorbiaceae
Product: protein BIC1
Exons: 1
Coding region: 189-716 (175 amino acids)
Biological process (GO): blue light signaling pathway
Source: RefSeq, a predicted model, not a curated record
UACCUUACACAGAACAAAUUAAAGGUGACGUGUCUACUAACACCCCACCCAUUCUCCUUCCUUUAUUCCCCACAUCCUCAGAUUCACCUCCAUCUAAUAACCUCCUGUAUUAUUCUUUUUUCUUGCCAAUACCACGCAGAGACCCAUUAGAGAGAUCUUGGACAAAGAUAUAGCUUCAGCUCACCAGCAUGAAGUCUCGUAGUCUUCCACCAGAACCAAGCAAAACCAAUCUCCAGUUUCUUCAAAAUCACAUUGAUACACAUGCGCACAGCUUCUUGUCUUCCAAUACUGCCUACGAUCUUCACCAUUCCCAGGAAAGUGAUGGAAAGAAGAAUGAUUUAAAAUGCAUACCUUCAAAGACGACGACUGCCGUCCUCCAGGGGCAGGAGCCACCAGUUACGGCAGAAGAUGAUGCAGUAAAGGUGGCUAGACGUCGUGAAGAGUCGGCUAGUAGUGAUUGUUUGUCCUCCAAGGCGUUACAGGAUGAUUAUUGUGGACGUGAAAGACUCAAGAGACAUAGGAUUGAGGUUGCAGGGAGUGUUUGGAUCCCUGAUAUUUGGGGUCAGGAGGAGCUUUUGAAGGACUGGAUAGAUUGUUCUGCAUUUGAUGCUUCUUUAGUGAAUAACAGGAUUAAGUCUGCUCGUGCAGCUUUGGUUGAACAAGGAAGAACAGCUACCACCUGUUCUGGAAGAUUAAGAAUAGAAAACAGGUGUUGAAUUUGAUGACGAGCUAUCUAUCAAAUUGUUUUCCAAUUCCCACUUAUUUUCCAUUGUUUUGAUAUUAAUUAGAGUAAUAAUGACAUGGUCUAUUAAUUCCCUGGUUAUGAAAUUGGAUUACUUCGCUGUUGCUUGUUUUUCCAAGUAAUUAGAAUUGCAUGAACACGAGAUUUCGGAAUUAAUUUUUGAACUGAACUCUAUUGUCUUUGUUUGUACAAACAACAUUUCAUCAGAAUGUGGAUAGGAGUUGUGAACCACGUCUUGCUCGUGUGGUGGGGCUUUGGUUUUUUUUUUUUUCUUUUUUUUUUCUUUUUUUUUUUUGUGGAAUUAAAUAUUGAACGAGAGCCACAAGAAGCAGCCUCCAUAACACUCCGACACUACAGCCUUCAUAGUUCUCCAGUCGUGAAAACAAUUCCAACAUGAUUGAAGUAAAAUUAACAAACAAAAAGGUAUGCAUCAACCUUGUUAUUUGAAAGCAGUUCUAGUUUAACUUAAAGGAUAAGUGAUUAGUUCUGUACCAGAGUUUCUAAUGCCAGGAUGGAAGAGAUUGAAGGGGAAGGGAAGGGAAGAGAAGAGACUGAAAGGUCUACAACUGACAAAUUUAUUGGCAAAAUAGAAUACAAAAACCAAUAAUUCUGCCGUUUCUCAAAAAAUCAACAAUUCACAUCAUAAACAUUGAUAAAAUGAAAGGCAAAAGGGGGAACUUGCAAAAAGAUGAAUCAUGAAAUAGUUGCCAGCUCCCAUAUCUUUAUUGUUCCAUCAUCACUUGCAGAAGCAAGAAGCCGGUUCUC